GUUAACCUGCGGGCUGCUUUCAAAGAGCUCCGGAGUUUUGAUCAUAACAAGCGUUAAAGGUGCAACAUGUGUAGAAGGUCGACUUGGAUUCGCGAGCAAUGAAAGACGAUGGCACCUUUUCAUCCAGCCCACGCGCGUAAUUACCACCUUAACGCGCGGGGCCUCCCUGUGUAUAAAUAACACCAGCAGCGCCCACCAGCACACACACGCCCACCGCCACAGACCCGCCGCUCUAACCCUCUUUUGCUGCUUUAACGCUCUGACUCGACUCUGAGGGGAAGCCUGUGCGCCCUGUAGCUGAGAUCCGGCCAUGUGGACGCUCCUCUGUGCGCUGCUCCUGGCGGUGAGCUCGGUGGUCAGCAGCUUGGACUCCAACAUCAUCCGCUCCUCCAGAGAAAUAAUGGACACUCCGCAGACAGCGCCGCCCUCACAGAGAGACACGGUGGAUGUGAGCGCCCAUAACAUCAUGAGACGGAGGCAGGAAAAGCAAGGCGGGGUGGACUGCUCCCUCGAACAGCUGAAGGAGUGCAGAGGCUCUAAGAAGAGGCAGUGUCAGGGUGGUAAGAUCAGGCCGUCAGUGGAGGACGCCUGCAGAGGAAAAGUGCCCGAGAUGGGAGUGUGUCUGCGGUCCCGCGACUGCGAGGACGGCUUGUGCUGCGCUCAGUAUCUGACCGGACGACGGUGUCAGCGCAUCCCCAAGGAAGGAGAGGUCUGCUUUUUGAGGGGCCGACACAAAACCCGGCGGAAUCUGGACCGCUGCGACUGCGGGGCGGGCCUGCGCUGCCGACCACAGACGUCCAGCCUGCGGGGGCAGGGGGUCUGCCACAUCUAGCCUUUUCACAUCAGAGAACAUUUAGAAACCUACCAGUUCUUCCCAGUUGCGUUUUCAGCUAGAGUCCAGAAUGAAAGGGGCUUAUGGAGCUCAUUUCAAGCAAAAAAGUAUUUAUAAAGAAUUAAACGGAUUCUGUUCUGUUCCCAACAUCAAUAUUUGAUCCAGUGUGUUUACACGCGCUGAACAAUCUGACUGCAGUACACGGCAGAAGAUCAGAUUUUGUCAGUGAUCUGACCGACGUGUUUACAUCCACUUGAGUAAUCAGGUAGUGGGGAAUCUCCAGGUUUACAUGAGUCAGACAGUAAUCAGAUUCCUGCUUUGCAACCAGCCAAUAAACUCACAGAA
Molecule: messenger RNA, 1177 nt
Organism: Pygocentrus nattereri (red-bellied piranha)
Lineage: Eukaryota; Metazoa; Chordata; Actinopteri; Characiformes; Serrasalmidae
Product: dickkopf-related protein 4-like
Exons: 4
Coding region: 311-832 (173 amino acids)
Source: RefSeq, a predicted model, not a curated record